AAAUGCUGUCUCUUCUAGCUGCUGCGGCUAGACUCCCUCCUUCGUGCCUUAGACAUCCUUCGAAGACGAGCCGUCCCGCCGUUUUGUGCCAUCGGAGAGAUUGAAAGAAUCGAGUUUUAGCUCGCUCUCAAAGCCAAUGGAAAUUCAGUCUCUUCUCGCUGCUACGCCUACACUUCCUCCUCCACGCCUUAGGCCUACUUUGAAGAUGGUUCGUCCAAAUGUUCUCUGCCGUUGGAGAGACUCAGAAAAUCGAGCUUUAGCUCGCAAGAUAAUCCUGCAGUGGAAGCAAGAUCGAGGUUUUGAUCAAAAGAACAGUGAUGCAGCUUGUGCUGCAUUAGUACAAGCCUUGAGUCGAAAAAGAAUGCCUCAUCUAGCUCAAGAGCUUUUACUUGAGAUGAAAUCUGAAGGUUUUCUGCCUGGCACCUCUACAUUGUCAGCUCUGAUGCUAUGCUAUGCGGGUAAUGGCCUUAUUCAGCAAGCACAGGCAAUUUGGGAGGAAAUAAUAAAUAGUUCUUUUGUGCCAAGUAUUCAAAUAGUCUCAGAGCUAUUUGAUGCAUAUGGGAAGAUGGAACAGUUUGAUGAUGUAGCCAAAAUUGUGGAUCAGGUAAGUUCAAGAGAUUUUAAUUUGUUACCUGAAGUUUACUCACUGGCUAUUUCAUGCUUCGGAAAAGGAGGACAGCUUGAAUUGAUGGAAAAUACUUUGAAGAAAAUGGUUUCUAGGGGUUAUAUUAUAGAUUCUUCCACUGGUAAUGCCUUUAUUAGAUAUUAUAGUAUCUUUGGUUCUCUGAGAGAGAUGGAGAAUGCCUACGGUCGCCUUAAAAGGUCUAGACUUUUAUUAGAAAAAGAAGGAAUCAGGGCAAUAUCGUUUGCAUAUAUAAAGGAAAGGAAGUUCUACAAAUUAGGUGAGUUCUUGAGAGAUGUGGGUCUUGCUCGGACUAAUGUCGGAAAUCUCUUAUGGAACCUUCUGCUGCUAUCCUAUGCUGCCAAUUUUAAAAUGAAAAGCUUGCAGAGAGAAUUUGUGAGAAUGGUUGAAGCUGGGUUUCAUCCUGAUCUCAACACAUUUAAUAUCCGGUCUCUCGCAUUUUCAAGAAUGUCUUUGUUAUGGGAUCUCCAUCUUAGCCUUGAACACAUGAGACAUGAACAAAUCAGCCCUGAUCUUGUGACUUAUGGUUGUUUUGUUGAUGCAUAUAUUGAUAAAGGACUUGGGAGAAAUUUAAACUUUGCUUUGAACAAAAUGAACUUGGAUGAUUCUCCACUACUAUUAACAGAUCCAUUUGUGUUUGAGGUUUUGGGUAAAGGGGACUUUCAGUCCAGCUCAGAGGCAUUUUUGGAGUUUAAAAGUCCGAGGGAAUGGAAUUACAGGAAACUGAUUGCAGUAUAUCUCAAAAAACAAUGCCGGCGGGAUCAAAUCUUUUGGAAUUAUUGACAAGUGCUGGCCUGAUUGUUCAUAGAAUUUUAACAAGCUGUUGUAAAAAAAGAAAAAUACUUUAGCCUAAAAUAGAUUACAUAAAAGUAAAGCACAAAUUAAUGUGAUACAUCAGAUUGUAAAGUUAUUUUUAUCGUAAAAUAAAUCUAACGGAUCUCAUGAAGUUAAUUUGUAAAUUUACUUUUGUGUAAUCUCUUUGUGUCUGUAGCAGUUCUUAUACAAAAAAGAUACUUAAUUUCAGUUAUUUGAUACAUAGGACUUUGAGAUCAGUGGAAAACCUGCAGCCGCCUACAAGAUCGGAGAUUUCCACUCAAUAUAUUUUGUCUUCCUAGGCACUGCAUAUUUAUGUCCCCGAGUAGUUUUGAUAAUUUGAUAUAAUAAAAUUAUGAAAACAAAAUUCGUGAAAGGAA
This is a messenger RNA of Carya illinoinensis, 1836 nucleotides long. Its product is annotated as pentatricopeptide repeat-containing protein At3g42630. The coding region runs from base 137 to 1426 and encodes 429 amino acids. Gene Ontology annotation, molecular function: protein binding. Lineage: Eukaryota; Viridiplantae; Streptophyta; Magnoliopsida; Fagales; Juglandaceae. The transcript is spliced from 3 exons. The record is from RefSeq and is a predicted model, not a curated record.